CCCGAUUCCAACAUCCACAUACCAUCACAAUGGCGCACCAGAUGAUAGACUACGAAGAGGAGAUGAUGAAGCUCUGGGGGCUCGUCAACGAACUUUCUGAACAGCUCGCAAACAACCGCGCGCUGGUCGAGCAACUCAAGUCGCGUGCGGACAACGUCAAGGGCCAGGCGGUGCACGUUGGUGCGGGUUUCCCGCUACGGCGGUUUAACCUCGAUAUAUCGGACGAGGAGUUCCAAACCGAGCUCGAGGCCUUCGCCUCGCAUCUCGUACUAGAAAAUCAGACGUUACAGCAUGAGAACAAGCAGCUCAACACGUUACUUAAAGAGUACGAGCAGACCCUCGAGACGGUGAUGGGCAAGUUCCGCGGCGUUGCUCACUCGAGCCAGCAGCACGACCUCGCGCUGCACUCCUACUACACACAACUGCUACGAAGCUUGCAGACGGCACACAGCGCCGCGCAACUGCACGACGAUACGUCCCUGUCUCUGCUCCUCACGCGACUCUCCACGCUCCUUCGCUCGGCGCUGCGCUCUGCGAAUGGCGAGGACCCGCCACUGGAGGAAGGUGCAUUCGCCGGCCACUCAAGUCCCGGAUCGCCACGCUCCGCCGCUUCAUCUCCCACCCGACCGGGCGCGCGGCCCCCACCGCGUCCUCAGGCAUUCCCCGGCUUCAUCCCUGGCAGCAGUGGAGGAUACUUUGGGACUGAAGGGCAAAGCGACUGGGCUCUAGAGAGGGAGAUGGAGAUUCAGCGGCUUGAAGAGGAGAACCGCGCACUCCGCGAGAUGCUCGGUAUUGCGGAGGAGGCUGCGUCUGCCCCGCUACCAGAGGAAGAGAAGACCUCCCCCGAACUCCCCGAGCGCCGCUUGAGCACACUUACGGCUGAGGACCUAGAAGCGGACGCCGAGAUGGAGCAGCACAGAAGCCGGCAAAACCCCCCGGCAGCACCACAGGAGGCGCAGGGCGUCGAUGCAGGCGUCCUCGGAUUCCGCGCUGAGGCUGCCAGCCCACCGCCCGAGCAGGUAUUUGACGAAACGGAUGGCGAGGCUGUGUAACGACAUCAUGUUUAAUGUGUAACUCUUCUCGCAUGUAUAUUCUACAGUAUG
Messenger RNA from Cutaneotrichosporon oleaginosum, 1103 nucleotides. RefSeq lists its product as uncharacterized. Lineage: Eukaryota; Fungi; Basidiomycota; Tremellomycetes; Trichosporonales; Trichosporonaceae. The record is from RefSeq and is a predicted model, not a curated record.